Molecule: messenger RNA, 2849 nt
Organism: Tupaia belangeri chinensis (Chinese tree shrew)
Lineage: Eukaryota; Metazoa; Chordata; Mammalia; Scandentia; Tupaiidae
Gene: GAN
Product: gigaxonin
Biological process (GO): cytoskeleton organization
Molecular function (GO): protein binding
Source: RefSeq, a predicted model, not a curated record
GACAAAGUUAAACUAUAAUCCUCCAAAAGAUGAUGGAUCAACUUAUAAGAUUGAACUUGAAGGGAUAUCGGUAAUGGUUAUGAGAGAGAUCCUGGAUUACAUCUUCAGUGGGCAGAUCAGGCUCAGUGAAGACACCAUCCAGGACGUGGUGCAGGCCGCAGACCUGCUGCUGCUGACGGACCUGAAAGCCCUGUGCUGCGAGUUCCUGGAGGGCUGCAUCGCCGCCGAGAACUGCAUCGGCAUCCGCGACUUCGCCCUCCAUUACUGCCUGCGCCACGUGCAUUACCUGGCCACGGAGUACCUGGAGACCCACUUCCGGGACGUCAGCAGCACCGAGGAGUUUCUAGAACUGAGUCCUCAGAAGCUUAAAGAAGUGAUUUCUCUUGAGAAGCUAAACGUUGGCAAUGAAAGAUAUGUAUUUGAAGCAGUCAUUCGGUGGAUAGCACAUGACACAGACUUAAGAAAGGUGCACAUGAAGGACGUGAUGUCGGCCCUGUGGGUCUCUGGGUUGGACUCCAGCUAUUUACGGGAGCAGAUGCUGAAUGAGCCGUUAGUCCGGGAGAUCGUCAAGGAGUGCAGCAACAUCCCACUCAGCCAGCCGCAGCAGGGGGAGGCCAUGCUGGCCAACUUCAAGCCCAGGGGCUACUCCGAGUGCAUCGUGACCGUCGGCGGGGAAGAGCGAGUUUCCCGGAAACCAACAGCUGCGAUGCGAUGCAUGUGUCCUCUCUACGACCCUAACAGGCAGCUCUGGAUCGAACUGGCCCCUUUAAGCAUGCCCAGGAUUAACCAUGGAGUUCUCUCAGCAGAAGGAUUUUUGUUCGUAUUUGGGGGCCAAGAUGAAAAUAAGCAGACCCUGAGCUCGGGAGAGAAGUAUGAUCCAGAUGCAAACACAUGGAUGGCCCUGCCUCCCAUGACCGAGGCACGACAUAACUUUGGGAUGGUGGAGAUCGACGGGAUGCUGUAUAUUCUCGGAGGGGAGGAUGGUGAUAAGGAGCUGAUCUCCAUGGAGUGCUACGAUAUUUACUCUAAAACCUGGACGAAGCAGCCUGACUUGACUAUGGUUAGGAAGAUUGGCUGCUAUGCAGCUAUGAAAAAGAAAAUCUAUGCCAUGGGCGGAGGAUCGUAUGGGAAGCUUUUUGAAUCUGUGGAGUGCUAUGACCCGAGGACCCAGCAGUGGACUGCGAUAUGCCCACUGAAAGAGAGGAGGUUCGGAGCAGUGGCCUGUGGUGUUGCCAUGGAGCUGUAUGUGUUCGGGGGAGUCAGAAGUCGUGAGGACAUGCAGGGCAGUGAGAUGAUAACCUGCAAGUCUGAGUUCUACCACGACGAGUUUAAAAGGUGGAUCUACCUUAAUGACCAGAAUUUAUGCAUCCCUGCCAGUUCCUCUUUCGUCUAUGGCGCUGUCCCUAUAGGAGCCAGUAUUUAUGUGAUUGGAGACCUUGAUACAGGUACCAAUUACGACUACGUGCGCGAGUUUAAAAGGAGCACAGGAACCUGGCACCACACCAAGCCACUCCUUCCAUCCGACCUCCGCCGCACUGGGUGUGCAGCCUUGCGCAUUGCGAAUUGCAAGCUUUUCCGCCUGCAGCUCAAGCAAGGCCUGUUCCGCAUCCGUGUUCACUCUCCUUGAAGAGGAAGCAGAGCAGGAGGCGAGAUCCUGACCUGAGUUGACCGUAACAUAGCUUUACACGAGGGAGAGCAGAGACGGCGACUGGAACGGGUUCUGCGUGCUGGGCUUCGGUAUGGUACCUCUCUGGUGGUUUGAUAAUGCUUAAAAGCUUGAGCUUCAGCUCCUGUUUAGGAGAACCUUUAACUUGAAAAAACUACCUGGGAGGAAUCAGUGUCUCCAGUUAGGCAUGCCUGUAAACCGUGGAGGCUAGUAACUAUCAAAAGGAAAGGGAGUGGGAAUUGGUAUAAUGUAAAAUAUUACAGUUAAAACACUGAGGCGGGAAUUGGUAUAAUGUAAAAUAUUGAAGUUAAAACAUCAAGGUGCAUUUCCCAUGGCGGGAACACAUAUCUGACUGACCACCGUGUUCAAGUUCGAGGCUUUGGUAAACACAAACAAAAUCCUUAUAUGCAAGUCAACAUAUCCAGUCAUACCAAGACCGCUUUUCUACUGCACUUGGGAGGGUGUAUUAUGCCUAACCCUGCUGCCCACCGAGUUAAGGUUUGUGCCUAAACUGUUAGGUUGGACCGUAUGCCAGUUAGUACCCAUUUAUUACUAGUACUCUGUCCUAAGACUCUGUAAAAGUGUAUUAUGAAUCGAAACCAAGAUAAGAUUUCUCUCUUGUAACAUUCUGUCUUAGUAACAGAAAGAUGCAGCACAUGGGAGAGUCAGGCUGCAGCGCACGGGUGAGCUUACGGAAGCUGCUGGCCGCCGUUAAUCGAGGGUGAGGUGUGUCAGGCUGGGGUUCUGGGCAGUACUUCCGGAGCUGUGCGGAUCUCAUGCGGUGCCAUCCUUCUUUUUCAGUCGAUCAAAACCAUUUUAUAAGUAUGGGGAUAUUAUCGAGUAGGAGUUUUUAUAAAAGAAAGACCUGAGUCAGAAAAAGAAAAAAGGUCGGCUAUGACUGCAAAAGAUAAAUGAAUAAACUGUCCGGACAAACUCUGUAGGGAUCAAAACUUUUUAUUAUCUGUCUGAAAGCACACAAAGUCUUGUUUACUGUUUAGGAUUUGAAAACUCGUCAUAGAAUGCACAUCUGUGUUAAGAAUCUAGUCUUUGUCAUGGAAUUUUCCCAGUGCCGUUCACUAGUAAGAGUUUCAGAAAAAUUGCUUUAUGAGAAAAGUUUGGCUGGUAGAGUAAACUACCUCAACUUACUUUCAUUGUGUUCAUAGUGGAGCAAACUCAUCUUCCU